UUCGUCAACCUCAUCUCUAGCUCUCUUCUUUCGAUAUCACAUACAAGAGAUACUUCAAUAAAGUCCAAUUCAAACUUCUUAUUAUCUCUGUUUGCCUGAAGCUUUUAAUUUUCCUACACACUCUUUUAUUCAUUUAUAUACAGCGAAGCCGGAAUCUUCCAUCCACUUAUUUACGAAUGCUCAAUGUAUUGGAUCUUAUAAAACCGUGGGGUUACACCACAAGCGAAACGUAGACCGCAUUCACUCUUCGUUCCCGCACAUUUGAACUCGGUUUCUUUCCCCUCUUGUUGCUAUUCACCUGAGAUACAUUCUUCGAACCCUGCAAAAAGAGCAGUGUGGAUGAUAUAGGUUGACAAAAUGGCUGAAGGCGAUAUGGACUUGGGACAACUGUCCACUACUCAGCAGGAGGCUCUUGAUCAAUAUACACAAGUGACCAACCAAGAGAUCAGCGAAGCUAUUCCGCUUCUCCGACGCUCCGAAUGGAAUGUUCAGAUUGCAAUCGCCAAGUUCUUCGACGGCGAAGUUGCAGACCCAGUAGCUGCAGCACAACAAGAAAUACCCCGAGCGACAGCGCGGCACGAAAACCUACAAGAGAGCCUUUUUGAUGAGGCAAUUCGUGCCCCUCGAGCUUCACCACGACAGCGCACCGAUCUAGCUCCAAGAAUCGUGCCUCAGAACCCUGUCACAAAUCGAACACCAUGGUUGCUGGGUCUGCUCCUCACACCCUUUAGCUUAGGCUGGAGAGCUGCCUCGACUCUGUUUCGGACUUUGAUCUAUGCGCUGUCUUUCUUGCCCGCCCCGAUUCGGCCACGGGCUGUUACGAGCAGAAUCUCGACAGGCUUCAGAGGCACCAAUGGUCGCCGACCUCUCAUGCCUCGAGACACCGCCUCGAGAUUCAAGCGAGAGUUCGAAGAGGAGUAUGGAGAGAACGAAUUGCCCUUUUUCGAGGGCGGUGUCGCUCAGGCGCAUGAUCAAGCCAAGAAGGACCUCAAGUUUAUGCUUGUGGUAUUGAUGUCGCCUGAGCACGAUGAUACCGAGUCUUUCGUAAAAGAGACUUUACUAGCACCAGAAGUGGUGAACUUCAUCAAAGAUCCUUCCAACAACAUAAUUCUGUGGGGCGGAAACGUCUUGGAUUCCGAGGCAUAUCAGGUGGCUCAGGAGUAUAUCUGCACCAAGUUUCCCUUCUCGGCACUGGUUUGCCUUACACCAAAGGAGGGCAGUACACGAAUGGGGAUCGUCAAGAGACUAGUUGGACCCAUGCCUCCCUCCACUUACCUAUCAGAGCUUCGAGCAGCUAUCGAAAAGUACGGCGCAGAUCUUGAUGGAGUACGCGCAGAGCGAACAGCCCAGGAAGUAACGAGAAAUCUACGAACUGAGCAAGACUCGGCCUACGAACGGUCGCUAGCUAUUGACCGAGAACGCGCACGCCAGAAGAGAGAAGCAGCGGCGGCCGCAGCAGCAGCAGAGAAGCGCGCGCAAGAAGAAGCAGAGGCAGCAAAGAGACUCGAAGAGAAGCGCGAGCAAUGGAUUGCUUGGAGAGCUACAACUAUUGUGCCUGAGCCACCAACCAGCGAUAAGAGCGUGGUACGAGUCGCACUCAAGAUGCCCGAGGAAUCGGGUAUCGGCCGAAUUGUGCGGCGGUUCCCCCAAGAUGCCUCCCUGGAGGACCUGUAUGCCUUUGUGGAGUGCUACAGUGUUCUCAAAGAGGAGGGUGCAGCGGGUGCUGAGAAGCCGGGGGAGUACGAGCACGAGUACAAGUUCCGAAUCGCCUCCAUUCUCCCCAGAACGGUGUACGAGCCUAGCACAACAGUGACGAUGGGGGAGAAGAUUGGACGGUCAGGAAAUCUGAUUGUGGAGGACAUAUCACCGGAUUCGGAAGAUGAGUCGGACGACGAAGGUGAUGACGAAGACUAGGAGGCGGAGGGUGGUCAGUCAGUAGCUAGCGCCAAGAGGUCAUGGCCAGCGAUCGUCUGUUAUGGAGACUUUUCAUGGCGGUCAAGAGCUGUACUGUUAUAUAAUGAAGAAUAGAUACGACUUUGACUACAAGAGGGUGUCGUGGGAGCAUGUGUUGGAGGCCUGGGUGACAGGAAACGGUGUCGCUUAUCAGAUGCUCGCUUGUAGGCUACACCAGCGCAAAGAAAACUGCCGAGAGGUUUGAGCGUCUGUCGGACUUAUACAACCUGAAGUCCGCAGCAAUUUAACGAAUACAGCGAGAC
Molecule: messenger RNA, 2216 nt
Organism: Fusarium odoratissimum NRRL 54006
Lineage: Eukaryota; Fungi; Ascomycota; Sordariomycetes; Hypocreales; Nectriaceae
Exons: 2
Coding region: 358-1914 (518 amino acids)
Cellular component (GO): endoplasmic reticulum
Molecular function (GO): ubiquitin binding
Source: RefSeq, a predicted model, not a curated record